Molecule: messenger RNA, 2378 nt
Organism: Anopheles darlingi
Lineage: Eukaryota; Metazoa; Arthropoda; Insecta; Diptera; Culicidae
Gene: thoc5
Product: THO complex subunit 5 homolog
Exons: 5
Coding region: 147-2312 (721 amino acids)
Biological process (GO): mRNA export from nucleus; positive regulation of DNA-templated transcription, elongation
Cellular component (GO): THO complex part of transcription export complex
Molecular function (GO): mRNA binding
Source: RefSeq, a predicted model, not a curated record
AAUCAUACGUGCUCAGUUGAAGUACGAUUAUAUUCGUUUUUUUCUUCAGAAUCUUAAUCGUAUCGUGUAUCUGGGCUGCUAUCAAAUUCCUCUAUGCAGCAGCACACGCUGGGACCUGAACAGCGCCAAGGUGCCUGAAAAGAGUUAUGGUAAGUAAAUCAGAGGGAAUGGAACGAGAAACUGCAGCGGACAAGAAGCGCCGUAAGACAACUUCUACCAAUUUGUCCGAAGCAUCUGCAUGUUUAAUCAAAGUGAGCAAGGAUGAUGUAUACCUGAAUACGAUUGCUUUUGAAAAGCAGGAAGCGAGUAAUCGUUCGUCUGUGAACGACACGCAUAUUUUCAAUGCCUUAUGCUCCGAACUGAAGGAAGUAUUUUCGGAGGUUGUGAGACUUAAAAUGGAAAACACUGAAGAGGCUAAGUCUCGCAUAAAAGAAACACGUGUCAAUGGGUCGCUUGCAUUGGUGUUGUUAAAGAAACUAAAUCGCCUUGAUAAAGUACGCAUUCGAGACGGACGGACUGCCUUGCACAAAGAGAAAUUACGAGUGGAUAGUAAUCGGUUGCAGUUACAAAAUCUGUUAUAUGAAGAAGAACAUUUAAAACGAGAAAUUCAGCAAUGCUAUCUCUUUAAAAGCCAAGAUGAAGAGAUAGAUCUUAUUCCGGUGAAUGAGUUUUAUCAAAACGCGCCAGAAGCGGUUUCUCGACCAACGACGACCAGAUAUGAUGAUCACGCAAAGCGAAUAGCCCGUCUUGAAUGGGAACUACAACAACGCAAAGAGCUGGAUUCUCAUUUAAAAGAAUUAAAAACUUUGAAGGAAACCGUAGAGAAAGAUAUUGUGGCUUAUUCCAAACGCCUUGACUCCCUAAGUCCGCGUUUGCGAGAUCUAAUUGUAGCCACAAGGCCACUGCAGGAAGCACUUGAAAUGCCCUUCGAGAAAGGAUGGGAAAUACAGAAAAAUGUUAGACUUUUGGCUCCGCCUCUAUAUGUGUUGUACGCCAAUGCGGUUGCAUACAGCGAAACAUGCGACAAUCUGCUAUCAACUAUGAUUCACGGUGACGAAGAGGAAGCGAAGCAAAUGGAGUCGUUGCUUCCGUUUGAAUUUAGUAUUCACCAUCGAGUUGAUCCCUCCAAUCGUGAUCGAGCCGAUUCGGAUAAUGACGACAACGAUCAAGAUCUGGAUACAGGAGCGAAAAAGCGCCAUCGUGACCAACCAAAAACCAAUCUUGCAGAACAGAGACGAGAAACCCUAUUGACGGCCUAUCCAUUGCGCGUGACUGUAACAGUACGUGCAAAAGAGAAAAAUAUGUCUACUCAUGAGAAGCUCCCUGGACUUGCCAUAACUUUUAAUUAUCUUCCUAAUAUCAAUAUUAUUACAAUCAAUUGCUCACUCAUUGAUUUGGAAAUUGCUGGAACUGCCACAUGCGAUAUCCUCUCGAUGGAUACAAUACUAAGCGAAUUAUUUUCCAACGAUACUGGUCUAGAAAGCCCAAAUCCUAUGACAAACUAUCAGCUUCAAGCAAUACUGGAAGACGCGGAUCUAUUUAUUAGUCUUUUGAAAAAAAAUGGAUUGGGUAAACCGUAUCGUUGGGCACAAGAUCUUUGUGGGUUAGAGUUUAUAUCCGCUCCAAACAACAGAUCUUUUAUGCAAUCUUUUGAAAAAAAGUUUAAAGCAGAUUGUAAUAAAAAAACUAUAACUUCUAUCUUACGCAAAAUUCGUGCUCGAUGGGAAGCAAGGUUACAACUUUACAAGCAAAUUUACGAAAUAGAAAGCAAAUCAUUUGAUACAUCUAUAAACAAUGAACAUGGCCACCCGAUACGCAUAUCAAGCACCUUUCUCCAGUGGAUUUCAAUAACCUUAGAAGAUUACGUUGCGUCUGGCGUUUCGUCAAAUUUCCUAGAAAAUGGAAUAGCAUUCGCAGGAGAUUUAUUCUUUAGAGCAAUUGUAGUAAGAGGAUCAGCAAAACUGGAAAGUUAUAUUUGUAUCCCAUGCCGCUAUCCUGAAACGACUCCCAUUUGGUCUUUUUCGCUUUACUGGAACGGAAAGCACACUGCUGCUAGCGACAGCUCCGUAAGGGAUAUGGAAUACUGGUGCAACAAUACACCUGUUACAAACAAUAUGGCACUGAUGUUACAGACACAGCUAAAACGCGCCAUGUCUUGUUUGGAUAUUUUCUUAGAAACCGAAGGCCCGUAUUGCAUACCUGUUGAAUUUAAACAAGAUAAGAGCUUUCUUAAACCCUUCCGAGGUCGACCACGAACGAAGCCUUUUCGCAUUGCACCAAACGGAAGUACUUCUUUAUUUACGCAAAUUUAACAAUCAUUUAUUUCAUAUUAAAUUAGAGUAUUAUAAAUACAAACAUUGCCCAUGGGCAAACAUUUA